UUCUGAUUAAAAAUAGUGGCUUUCUUCUCAGGUUCACUCUGACAUGAGCGUUAGUGCACCUUUCCUUGUUCUAGAUGAAAACAAGAAGAUGAUGCUUUUGCCAUUGACUCUCCUUCACAAUGAAGCUCCUGAUCCUGUUAACAUUUCUUCUUGGACUGAAGUUCCUAAUGUUUCUACAACUGCUGAGUUUCCUCUUCAAAAAUGGGUUCAUGUGGGUUGCGAGGUUUCUAGAAACUACAUGCGCCUUUAUAUUUGUGGAGAGAUUGUAGGAGAGCAAGUCUUAACUUCCUUGAUGACCAAUAGUACAAAUUCAGAUUGCGCACGAAAGAUAUCGUUAUUCAGUGUUGGUGGAGAUGGUUAUAGUGUUCAGGGUUUCAUCCACUGUGCUGAAGUUUUGCCUUCUAAUGUCCCGGCAAAUUAUCACUACACAAAGGACCCACCUUUAUGGUUAUCUGUUGAUAAGCCAUCUACAUCUGGAAUUGGAUUAGAUAAAGAUGGUGUUUGGAUUAUCGUUAGCGGAACAUUUUGUUCCUUGGAUGUUGUUUUAACCAAUGCUAUUGGACAGCCUGUGCACAAGGAUGUGAAGGUUGUGGCUUCUCUACUGUAUGCUGAUAGUGGGAUGCCAGUUGAGAAGAUGAGUGACUCGGAGGCUCCCCUUUUGGUAAGCUAUGAAGGAGUUGAAUUCUCUGCUGAAGAUAAGCCAUGCAACUUAUUGAACGGAUGUGCUUCUUUCAAGCUCAAAUUAUCUCAGCUUUCUUCCAAGAGUGAUAAGAGAUUGUUCUGUGUCAAAUUCGAAAUACCAGAAGUGAAGGCCUAUUAUCCUUUCCUUGAAACUGUUACCAACCAAAUCCGUUGCAUUUCGAGGAACCAUGAUUCUCUUACCCCUAAAAGGUCGAAUCGCAUAGAUUAUCCAUUAGAUGGAGGAGAACCAGAACUUGCUUCAAGAAGUAAUGGAACAUCCGACAUUCUACAUAGCUCUUCCUCUAUGAAACGGAUCAGAUUAGGGGAAGAAAAGGUUUCUGAGAGUGAGACUGAGAAUGGAAAUGGUACGAGUAUGGAAUGGAGACCUCAGAACCAUGAAGAAGAAGACGAAGAAGAUAACUCUUCAACUGAUUCCGAAAACACUGAAAUUAGAGACUCGACUGCUUUCAGGAGAUAUACAAUCUCAGACUCGAUUAUUUUCAAAUACUGCCUUGGAAACUUAACAGAGAGAGCUCUUCUUCUGAAGGAAAUCACAAAUAAUUCAUCAGAUGAAGAAGUCUCGGAAUUUGUAGAUCAAGUUUCUCUCUAUUCCGGAUGCUUCCACCACAGCUAUCAAAUCAAAAUGGCAAGACAAUUGAUAGCAGAAGGAACAAAUGCGUGGAAUCUGAUAUCUCGGAACUAUCAACAUGUUCAUUGGGACAAUGUGGUAAUUGAGAUUGAAGAACAUUUCAUGAGAAUAGCUAAAUGCAGCAGUAGAUCUCUCACUCACCAGGAUUUUGACCUUCUAAGAAGAAUAUGUGGAUGCUAUGAAUACAUAACUCAAGAGAAUUUUGAGAAAAUGUGGUGUUGGUUGUUCCCUGUUGCUUCGGCUAUAUCCAGGGGAUUGAUUAACGGAAUGUGGCGCUCAGCUUCGCCUAAAUGGAUAGAAGGGUUUGUGACUAAAGAAGAGGCAGAACGUUCGCUUCAGAAUCAAGUAGCGGGAACUUUCAUUCUCAGGUUCCCUACUUCAAGAAGCUGGCCACAUCCUGAUGCUGGUUCCUUGGUUGUGACUUAUGUCGGUCAUGAUUUAGUUAUUCAUCAU
Arabidopsis lyrata subsp. lyrata is the source of this 1783-nucleotide messenger RNA. RefSeq lists its product as uncharacterized. Lineage: Eukaryota; Viridiplantae; Streptophyta; Magnoliopsida; Brassicales; Brassicaceae. The transcript is spliced from 8 exons. The annotation marks the transcript as partial. Gene Ontology annotation, molecular function: RNA polymerase II cis-regulatory region sequence-specific DNA binding; DNA-binding transcription factor activity, RNA polymerase II-specific. Gene Ontology annotation, biological process: signal transduction; regulation of transcription by RNA polymerase II. The record is from RefSeq and is a predicted model, not a curated record.